This is a messenger RNA of Danio aesculapii, 799 nucleotides long. It is a transcript of the gene otub1b, whose product is annotated as OTU deubiquitinase, ubiquitin aldehyde binding 1b. Gene Ontology annotation, cellular component: nucleus. Gene Ontology annotation, biological process: protein K48-linked deubiquitination; negative regulation of double-strand break repair. The transcript has 7 exons. The coding region runs from base 53 to 799 and encodes 248 amino acids. Gene Ontology annotation, molecular function: ubiquitin binding; cysteine-type deubiquitinase activity. NCBI's taxonomy places the organism in Eukaryota, Metazoa, Chordata, Actinopteri, Cypriniformes, Danionidae. The record is from RefSeq and is a predicted model, not a curated record.
GACCCGGAAGAGUACACGGGAGAGGGGGCGGUGGAAAAAGAACUCAAUCAAGAUGGCGGAUGAGCAGCAAGAAUCAUCACAGGGAGAGAUGGAGGGAGUCAACUGCCUCGCAUAUGAUGAAGCCAUUAUGGCACAGCAGGACCGCAUUCAGCAAGAGAUAGCCACCAGUAACCCUUUAGUGUCGGACAGACAAGAGCUCUCUGUGCUUCAGGGAGAAUAUGCCAUGGAGGACACCAUUUACCAGCUCAAGAUAAAGGACCUUCACAAAAAGUAUUCAUCCAUUCGGAAGACACGGCCAGAUGGAAAUUGUUUCUACAGAGCUUUUGGUUUUGCACAUUUGGAAUCACUACUGGAAGACAGCAAAGAGCUGCAAAGGUUUAAAGCUGUGGCAGCAAAGAGCAAACUGGACCUUGUAAACCAGGGCUUCACUGAGUUCACAAUUGAGGACUUUCACAACACCUUUAUGGACUUGAUUGAGCUGUGUGAAAAGCAGCAGUCACUCGGAGAGGUGCUGAGCUCCUUCAAUGACCAGAGUGUGUCCGACUACAUAGUGGUUUACCUGAGGCUUCUCACCUCUGGAUACCUGCAGAGGGAGCAUGUGUUCUUUCAGCACUUCAUAGAGGGCGGACGCUCCGUCAAAGAGUUCUGCCAGCAGGCACUGAACGUGCCCGUAUUAGUGGAAUACAUGGUAGAGGAGAGGGGUGGACAACGGUGGAACAAUCAUAUCUUUCGGAAGGAAAGUGUGCCACGCAUCUUCCUGGCCUCUAGGCCGCCAGGCCACUAUGAACAUCCUGUAUAA